AUGCCCCCACAGGGGUACACAAUUUCUGUAGGCCUGUCGGAGCCAAAAACAGGCAUCCCUCCUGCCCAAGUGCCAACAGCUGUGAGCAUAGCUGGCUGGGGAGUGGGGAUCCACAGAUCUGUCUGCAUUGCUCAGGCCCAACCGAGGGUGGCUCUUAAGAAGAACAACGUGUGGCCACCUUCCACUCUGCCGUUUGACGCGAGCACCCUGAAGAUGAGAUGGGAAGAGCUGGGCUGGAGAUCUGUCUGCAUUGCUCAGGCCCAACCGAGGGUGGCUCUUAAGAAGAACAACGUGUGGCCACCUUCCACUCUGCCGUUUGACGCGAGCACCCUGAAGAUGAGAUGGGAAGAGCUGGGCUGGAGGGAUCCCUCCUUGGCUGGGGCCUCAUGUGCCCAGGAGUGUCAGCUAGGCCUGGCUUGGGGAGACCUUCUCAAGCAGCAGAACAACAGCCUGAACGGCUGCGUUGGGGUGAGGCCCUCACUUCAUCCGGUGACUAGCACUGCGUCCGGCAGCGCCAGCCCCACACUUGCCCGCGCUGUGGCCUCCGUCUCCGAGCUCGCCUGCAUCUACUCGGCCCUCAUUCUGCGCGACGAUGAGGUGUCUGUCACGGAGUAUAAGAUCAAGGCCCUCAUUAAAGCAGCCGGUGUAAAUGUUGAACCUUUUAGGCCUGGCUUGUUUGCAAAGGCCCUGGCCAAUGUCAAUAUUGGGAGCCUCAUCUGCAAUGUAGGGGCUGGUGGACCUGCUCCAGCAGCUGGUGCUGCACCGGCAGGAGGUCCUGCCCCCUCCACUGCUGCUGCUCCAGCUGAGGAGAAGAAAGUGAAAGCAAAGAAAGAAGAAUCCGAGGACUCUGAUGAUGACAUGGCCUUUGGUCUUUUUGACUAAAUCUCUUUUAUAACGUGUUCAAUAAAAAGCUGAACUUUA
This is a messenger RNA of Mandrillus leucophaeus (drill), 921 nucleotides long. RefSeq lists its product as uncharacterized. Gene Ontology annotation, molecular function: protein kinase activator activity; ribonucleoprotein complex binding; structural constituent of ribosome. NCBI's taxonomy places the organism in Eukaryota, Metazoa, Chordata, Mammalia, Primates, Cercopithecidae. Bases 1 to 882 code for a protein of 293 amino acids. Gene Ontology annotation, cellular component: ribosome; cytosolic large ribosomal subunit. The record is from RefSeq and is a predicted model, not a curated record. The transcript has 7 exons. Gene Ontology annotation, biological process: translational elongation; cytoplasmic translation.